CAGAAGCAUUGGCGUGUGUGUGUGUGUGUGUGCCUGUGUGUGAGUGAGUGAGCGAGUGAGUGAGAAAGAGAGUGUGUGUGUGUAUGUGUAAGUGUAAGUGUGUGUCAGCCGUACCCAUCAUGGCCCCUGAGCUGCAGCUGAUCAGACGGACCGCCGCUCCGCCGUCCUCCUCCAGCGAGCAGCGGCACCGGUGAGGAGGCUCCAUGUGUCCCCCGUCCUCGGUCAGAUAUCUGAGCAAGAGGGCCGCGCUCCAGCCGCCCAGCGCGAACAUGAAUAAGGAUUAUUCCAUUAAUCUAUCGGUGCAGCAAGUGCUCAGCCUGUGGGUCCAAGGCACGGUACCGACCCUACAGCACUUUACAGGUAGGCUACGUUCACACGAGGAGAAAGACCCGGUGAAACGGGUUCAUGUGUCUCAUCCUGCCGCGCGCACACGCCUCUUCAACACCGGCAGACGCACGAGCAUCCCAUCUGAACAAGAAAUGUGGUACUGGGUCUUCCUGUGGUGUCUAUUUUCGUCUCUGUUCGUUCACGGUGCCGUGGGUCUGCUGAUGUGUGUGACUCUACAGCGUCAUAAGAGAGGACGGCUCAUCACAGUGGUGCUCAUCAGCGUGGGGUUCCUGGCCUCUCUCACCGGCGGGGUCAUCACAAGUGCAGCAGUGGCAGGUGUGUACCGAUUGGCAGGGAAGGACAUGGCUCCUCUCGAAGCUCUGGUGUUUGGGGUGGGCCAGACCGCUUUCAGCGUCAUCAUCUCAUUCUCACGGAUCUUGGCCACUCUUUAAAUGGACUGAAAGCAUCAUUGACUGACACAAAACAGCCAGUUGACCAGCAAAAGAGCCGGGGUUGAGGUGAGUGGGGUUAAACCACAGAGGUUUGUCCUGCGGUACAAAACAAUUAGCUUUAAAAAUCACUAAUGGCAAAUGGACAACUAUAUGAAACCCUCUGGAAUGGCAGUCUUGGAGAUUUUACCAUUUCAAGAAGCAAAAAUAGCAUUAUAGGCCAAUGACUCAAUCAACGUGCCAACUGCCUCGAUGGAGGAUUGAGAUGAAUCUUCGGAUGUCUGUUUGUCUUUGUUGAACAUUUGUAUUGUUUUUGCACAUGGAUCGCUUCAGCUUUAUGUAAACCGGGUGGUUUUGGAGCCGGAGCUGGGCUGUAACGCCAAGAUGGAUGCAUUCGAAAACAUCCUCCAAUAAUUUGACUUUCAGUGUGUCUGUCUGUCCUCUAACACACUCUAAUUCUGCUCUGAUAAACAUUCCUGUUUGUAUUAAUAUAGAUCUUUCCCUCUGGUCCAGCCGUUUUCUUCUUCCACUUUGCACUUUCUGCAUUUUGAAAAGGUGUAAGAUCUGUAGAAGGUAUGCUGGGAUGCAAUAUGGACAUUAAUUCAAGGAGGUUAAGAUGUAAUCUGGUCUCUUUUAACCAAUAUAAAGGUAUCCAUAAUGGAAAAACGCCUUUUAAUAUGGUAACACAUAAUGGAACAUUAAUAUGAAUUUUAACUGUGGUAUGUAAUCAAAUGUCAGUUUUAAAGCAAAGAGGACAAGUAUAUUUAGAAAGUCACUAUGGCCUACAACGUAUUGUCCUGUGGAAUCCAUCAACUGCGAUUAUGUCAUGGAAACAUUCAAAUCUGAUCUUGUUCUUGUACACAGUAUUUAAUGUCUUCAUGUAUAAUCCUUUUUUAUCCAGCAUUACUGUGGCAAUACUCUCCCUGCUCAAAUAUGGGGACUUAAACCUCAGGCCUUAAAACACAAGAGAGACCAGUUUGUUAGGCUGGCUAAAUCUGUAAUGAUGAAGAAACAAACUCAUCUAGAUCUUGAAUGGACUGAACCUGUGUACAUUUUCAUUUUUGGGGGAACAAUUCCUUACUGGAAAAGGUUUUGAAUGGUGAAAUGUGUGGAAUGUGAUGACAGCGGUGUGAUUUAGGAUGCCUCACUGCUUCAACUAGCUUUAUUAUUGACAAAACUUUCCUUGUUUUACCAUUUCCUUCUUAUAAACACCAUGAAUUUUAAUGCCAUUAAUAACCUAAUAGUUCAAGAACCAUUUUACCUUUUUGGAAAAUUCUAUUUAAAUUCAAAUGUAAAUUUUUGCAAAGAAUUAAAUAGUUUUUAUUUGGUAGCACUAUGUGUAUAUAUAAUGCAUCAUGAAGGUAUUCAUAAAUAUGCAGAGGCAAGAAUCACUGUUAUUAUUGGUAUAAAUAUAUAUGGUUAGGGAUUUGGACAAACUACUAUUAAAUUGUUUAAUGUAGUGUAUGGAAAAAUGGAUGCAAACAUUUCUGCACUGAAUUUUUGUUAAAAACGCAUCAUAAUAAAACCUUUAAAUGAUAAUUCAGUUUUUCACAGAAAAUGUAAUUUAAUGCUUUAUUUGAUGUCAUGCUGCUUUAUGUUUAAACUAUAACUAUAAAUAGGAGUAUACUAAUGUAUUAAAAUUAUUUAGUAAUCAAUUACAGCCGCAUUUUUAAGGCAUUAUAAAAAAAAUUGAAUACCUAUAAAAUGCAUUAUAUAUAUGCUUCGCUUCGUUGCAUUUGGUAUGCAUCUGAUUGAAUUAUUAUUUUUAAGUAUUAUUUACUUUUUUCAGAGCAUGUGAGCCAUUUCUAAAACUCAAAAGGGGCGUUUCAAUGUUUCGCCUUUUAAUAGCCAUCCAAUCUCUUUAAGACUGAUGCCAAACUUCACCUGUUUAUUACUGUAUUACAAAAGAGCAUAUUCCUAAUACUUGUUUGCCUAUCAACAGUCCAUUCAUGUAUGGCUGUUGUGUCAAAGUGAAUAAUAUGAUUGUUGGUUUAAUGAAACAAGUGACGUCUGAAGGCACUGAAACACAGGAUCAUGGGAAUUGAUUCCUUUUGCUUUAUUGUUCCGCUGUCAUUGACGUAAUGUUUAUUUAAGCCAAAGUAUUCCAUAUCUCUUCAGCUUUAGGACUUUUUAAUUGCAUAUAGUUUUUAUGCAAAGCAACUUUUGUUUAUGACUUUUUUUAUAUCAUGUGUUUUUGCUUGUCAGACUUCUCAGCACUGAAACAUGAAGUCUGAACAAGACUACUCCUGAAAAGACUGAUUUUCCAUUUGAUACUGUGAAAAACAUUCAGACGUUAUUGAUGAGGGUGUUGGAUGUAAUGGCUUUCUUAUUUCCAAUCUUAUGCAACUAAAAGUUCACUAUCAGUACCAGACCAGCACUGCAGAGGGCACCAGUGUACUGUGAACGAGUGUGAAACCUGCUUCUGUCAAAGGAAAUGGAUUGUGUCUGUAGAAUUAUGCAGGCCUCAUGUAUCGAUGCAUUAUGUAUGGAGUCGAAAAAAUAAUCACUUUUUGUUGAUUAUUAAUAUCAUGUAUUUGCUUUGUAAUUGAUUCAUUUGGAAACUCAUUACUGAACUAUUCAGUUCUAAACUGUAUAGUAAGACAUUUUACCAUGUUAUUUAAACAAUUUUUGUAUAAACUGCUAUACUGCUAUAACUGUUAUUUAGCAUUUUUUACUUGUUUUCCAGAACAAAUAUCUAAGCAUUCUUAACUGUCACCAGCCCCCUCAGAUUUUUAAAAUUAGACAUUGCCUUACAAUGGAAAUGGUACUUCAAAAUCGUAUUAAAAAAUAUAUUUUAUUAUAAAUAUAUGUUUGGAUAGUGCACUUUAAUGUCUGUGUUCAAAUGGGGGUGACAUGAGUAUCUACAUACAAGCUAUUAAGUCUUAUUUUCUGAAAUUUGGAUCAAAAUUAAGUGAGAUUAAGCUUAAAACGAGACGAGAAAUAAUAAAAUAAAAACUUUCAAAUUCAAAGGGAAAAUAAGUCAAGUUGGUUUUUCUUAGUCCAUUGACAGAUAUUUGUCUUUUUAAGCAUAAAAGUACUUCUUUUUAUUUUAUUUAUUAAUUAAUUAUUAUUAUUAUUAUUUUAGAAAAAACUAGAUCUUAUAUUAUUUUGCUUCCCAAGUUGAUGUAUCUUGAUUUAAGACAGUUUAGAUACUUUUUCUAAAUACUGAAUGCUAAGUAAGAAAAUCAUUUAUGGAGUAGGCUAACCCUGAUGAUAACCACAAAAUUGCAUAAAAAAUCAAAAACUUGCAAUUUGAUGUCAUGUGACUACAUUUGAAAACUGUUACAUAACACAUACAAUUUCAAAUUGUUCUGAAUAAAUACAAAAUAAAACGUUGAGCGUAAUGCAUAGUAUAUAGAAGGCAUAGUAUUCCAUUCUGAACGCAGCCAUAGACGUCUAAUAUUGUUUUGACAAAAUGUUUUGUAUUUGAGUAUAUCAAUUAAUUUUAACUUAGUAUAUUUAUGAUUUAUUCAUUACACAUUUGUAAAGAAAGAAAAAAAAAGCAACUAUAGUUAUUUUUAUGCAUUUUUGUGACUUUAGAGCCCUCUAUAGUUAAGUGUAAAACACAGUCAUAAUUACAGCGGAUAGCUGUUCUAUUGCAUUUGUUACUGCUGUAAAGCAGUCUGCAGAAUUUCGUACCCGCUCACUUCAAAACUUCUUUCGGGAAAGAAACAGAAGCUAUUCACCUUAUAAGAAGUCAGUGAACCAUCAGAAUGAUUUUGGAAUGGAUAUUUCAAGGUAAAAAAAACUUGACAAACAAUUGCUUUAAGUUGUAGGAAAAAGGAUGGAUAAUUGGCUAAUAUAAUGGCAUAUUUUAACAUAUCAUGUGUGUUUAACAUGAUUAGCAUGAUGGGUGUCUGGAACACAAGCUUCAGUUGUCUGUGUUUAUGAGUGAAGCAGUAGAUGUGUUUAGUUUGCUGUCCGUGUGUGUACCUUUCCUAUGAGGUGUGAUUGAUUCAGAUGUUCUGAUAAAGUUUGACUGAGCAGAAUUGUUUUGAAAUACUUUUAUAGCUGCCUUUAUGCGUUCAUAUAGCUCUGCAAAAACCCUAUAACAUCUCUUAAUCUUUCUUUGUUGAUGUAAUUUAUUGUUUGCACAGUUUUGAGGGCUUAGCAGCGUGAGUAUAAAGCGGGCGUCUUUAUGACCAAAUCAUGUUCAGAGCUGCUGAUUGGUCAGUUGGUAUCAAUAAAACAUAAGCGCCUGAAAAAAAGUCUUAUGUUGAGUUGAAGAUGUGACGUGAAUGGCUGGUAAUAUUUCAGGCCUUGGAAAAACUUGAGAUGGAGAAUAUUGCAAUACAGAGAGGGACAUAUUAGGACACAUCCCUGACAGAAACAUUCAACACAGUCAACGUUUGCCUGCUGUCACGUGUCUGUACCUCAGUGAUUGCAUGCAAAAAUGCAACUCCUCUCGGACUUUAAAGUGUGCAAAUGGAUUUCUGACAAUCCUUGUUAAAUGCCACUCCGCACGAAGUGGAGUGUGUAGAUAGUGUAAGAUAUGUUCUAUUUUUAAUUUUGUAUGAGCAAACAGCUGUGCUUUCCAGCACCUCUAUUUAAGUACAAAUGCUCCUCUGUAAAACACUCUGCGGUCAGUUGAAAUAAAGUUGUUUUGCAGUAAAAAU
Messenger RNA from Carassius gibelio (silver crucian carp), 5392 nucleotides. Its product is annotated as transmembrane protein 170B. The record is from RefSeq and is a predicted model, not a curated record. NCBI's taxonomy places the organism in Eukaryota, Metazoa, Chordata, Actinopteri, Cypriniformes, Cyprinidae. Gene Ontology annotation, biological process: negative regulation of canonical Wnt signaling pathway. Gene Ontology annotation, cellular component: plasma membrane. Bases 204 to 779 code for a protein of 191 amino acids. The transcript is spliced from 3 exons.